AUGCAGUUGCGAUCUGGAAUGCAAUAUGGAAAUGUACCAGUACGUUAUGUGCCAUACGAUGGAGAACUGGAGCCGCCAAUGUACGUUCCGACUCAAGGACAGGUAGCAAUGCCGCCGGGUACAAUCGUCUACACUCAAGAUGGGCGUCGUGUCACCGUACAACCAACACAAUAUGCUUACGCUCCUGUACCUGUGCAGUACGUCCAAGAUCCCGCAGUCAUGUACGACAAUAACGCGAACCUUCAACGUGAGCAGAUCAUUCGAUUAAAUGUUCUGGCUUGUGCAGCAUAUUUGCAGCUGUAA
Messenger RNA from Cylicostephanus goldi, 303 nucleotides. The record is from the annotation of a GenBank genome assembly. Lineage: Eukaryota; Metazoa; Nematoda; Chromadorea; Rhabditida; Strongylidae.